GCUUUUUUCAACCUUCCUUGCCUUGGGAGUCGCUAAUACCCUGCCCGUGGACGGCAACACAGCGGUCCGGGUUCUCGGAUGUGGGCGGAUUGGAAAAGCGGUGCUGUUUCAGUUGCGGUCUCCGGUCGUUUGGUCAAUUUCCUUCAGAGCUGAUUUCAUUGUGAGUUGCCUCUUUAGGCCUGAUGCCUAAAGCAUCCUAAAGCCCUGUUCUAGUGAAUUGGCACCAAGAUUGGGCCAACUUAAGGAUCAAGGACAAACCACUAUUUGGGAGAAACCUUCCAUCGUUGUGUGUUUGAUCCUUCUUAACUAUCAGCAAAAGGAAGUGGUGACCGAUGAUGGUUUGCCGGCUGAUUUGUCUUCAAGGGGGUAGCAGCAACCUGGGGAUGGCUUGCGAGCAACAGAUGGAUGAAUCAAAGGCAGAAUUGGAUGAAAGGGCUGCCAGAGCCCCACAUUUGGCCACUACGGCUGGGCCUGUAGACUAUGAGGUGGUUGUUCCAACCUACCGCCGUUGGAGGUCAACCCAAGAGGUAACCAAGAAAAAACGCUUCAAAGACUCGAAUCAGCCCUUCAUAUUGGAUCACACGCUGGGUUUCCUUUCCAGGGAAGAUGUACCCAAAGAGCGGGUCACACUUUUUGUCGCGAACGAGGGGGAGGAGAAAGAGUACAGAAAGGCUCUUGAGGGAUCCGCGUGGGCGAAUGUACGGAUUCAGAUAUCGAUGCCUGGAGUCCGCGACAGCCGCAAUUUUAUCUACAAAUUUUUUCCGGCAGAUACCUAUGUGGUAAGUUUAGAUGAUGACAUGGAAGGGGUCAAGUGGAAAAUUCGAGAGGGCAGCGACACAUCGUCAUGCAUUGACCUACCUCGAGGACAUUUCUUGAAGAUCGUACGUGAUGCGUACCAGCGCAUGAAGGAAACGGGUGCUUUCUUGUGGGGGCUCAGCACUUCUCAAAAUCCACGUUUUCUUGUCAUGGACGACGUCUCGAUGCGGAAUGGGCUGGUCAAUGGGUAUUUACACGGUUUCAUUUGCCGCCCGGAUGCCGCACCCGACCUGCUGCGGCGACUCCCAGAUGCCGUUGAGGAUGCGGAGUUCUCAGUGAGGCACUUUGCGAAGGACAAAGUUGUGUUGCGCUACAGGAUGUAUGCAGGUGUGACGUCUCCUUAUACGAACGGUGGCGGCCUACAAAGCAAGUUCCAUGUGGGAGGCUCCAUCCGCAAAUCUGAGGAGUGGUGCGGUGCGCAGCAGCUUCACGAACUCUUCCCUACUUUGAUUGCAGCCCCUAGUGAAGGCGACAAGUGCCGUCAGAAUGCCACAGAGGUUCGCUUCAUCAGCCAGACGGGGCUCGGAGUAAAAGCGCGGAAGUUUGCCGUUCGUCGUCUUAAAGGACUCUGCAGGUUUAUGAUCCCUCAACUAAAGGGGAAGGAAAAGAGAAAGACCGCGUUGGCGGCUUUGGCACGGCUAAAGGCUUUCGCAGUGAGAAAACAGAAGAAACAGCUCCCGGCAUUGAAGAAAGUGCCAGAGGCAUCAGGCAGCAGGAAACUGUCGGGACAGGCUGUUCCGCAAGCUGAACGUCCGCUAUUGUUGCUUGGAGAGGACAAGAUUCGCUUUGCACCAAACCCAAAGAAAAAGGGCACAGAUGCGCACCGCCGUUAUGCAAAGUACAGCCGUGCAAAGAAAGUCAGUGAACUUACCGCCCUGGGCUGCAAGAACAUUGACUUUCGCUACGAUCUAAAAAGUGGAUUCUUGAAAGUUGUCGAAUUGGACACCCGGCCUGCAAGCAAUGAGUGUAUGGUGGAGGAUGAUCCUCUUUCUCCAGCACCACAUCCUCCUUCGGGCAGGGCACGCUCGGCACAAGUUCGACUUACAGAGGUCACUGGAAAGCAUCCAGGGCUUUUUCUGAGCAAAGAGUCACUCCUUCCCUUGCAGCACCGCUGCCCGGCACUUCAGGGAAGUUGGGCGCUGUGUGCAGCAAAAGGGGGUCCGCUCUCGAAGAUCUCGCUACCCUGUUUUCGAAUUCUCCUGCACUGGACGAAGACGGGUCGCCUGGUUUUCGCUCACAACCGUGCAGCUGAGCUGCAUGCAGCUUUGCAGGUCCUCGGUGCGAAGACCACAGCAGAGCGACUUCGAGAGUGGAUGACCAAGCGGGAGCUGAAGUUCAGCUUGCAGUCACCUCAAAGCUUGCCUGCAGAUGAGUUAUGCGGUCAUAGCAAUACAGGCGAGGCACCUACGUUGGGAGAAGCAUCAGCGCCUGUGCGAAAGCGGACGCGCACAGCAGGGACAAUGCCGGGGCGCAAAAAGGCUUGCAACAAGACUUCGGCGAAUACGGUCAAAGCCGGAAGUAGUUCUCCUCAAACAGUUGCAAGUGCCAAAGCUGAAGAGCAAACAGGAAAGGACAUAUUGGCAGAUAUCCAGAGAAAUCCUGAAGCCGCAGCAAUGACCAAAGACCCCGUUAACGAUUCAGCCCCACCGUCUUUGAGUGAGAAGGACCUGGGCGCAGGAUGCGGUGACACUGGGCUUGAGAGCUUGAAAGCUGCAGACAAGAAUGAAAGGACUGAGGGAUGGAAAGCUGAAUCCAAAGAACCCGAGCGGAUUUCAAAAAGGCCUCGAGGUCAGAGCGUUCUCAGUUUCUCCUUUUCUGGCACCGACAAGAACCAGGUGGCUCCAGCCACCUCGCAUUUGCCCUCAAGAGUUGCAACAUCCGAUCGCAUGGAUUCAGACUCCAACAAGGGUGAGAUGGCAAGACCGUGUGAAGAAACACCGGCAGAACCUGUGGCCGAAGUGAAGAGUGCUCCGGACCCAAGCCCAUCACAUGAGAAAAACUCAGAAGCUGCAAAGAUUCAGCACAAGGAAGAAGAUGGACAAGUAACUGCAUCGGAUUUCGUAAAGUUUUGUGUUGUGCUGUUGGAGGAGAUGUUUAGGUAGACAGGUUUGCCGCAAUCCAUUUGCUGUUUGCUUGCCUUUGCUAGUUUGAAGGUGACGAUCGUUCUCGGAAAUCAGCGACAUCGUCAAAAAAGCUUGCUCUCCAUGUUUGCAAGUCGGACUGGAGGCUGAGCGUGUGAGCAGGGCAAAUUUCUUCACAUUUCGUUUGGUUUGGAGCCUUUGGCAUCCAAGGGGUCUUUAUGUACAGAACUCUUUCGCCAAACAUUUUGGCAAAUAUUCAAGGAUUUUGAAGAUCUAUAUAUUUUCAAACAUCCUUGAAGAUCUUGAAGGCGGGGCCCUGGGGGAUCCUUCUUGGCCGCCUUUGCGUGGAAUUUCCUCAAAA
Molecule: messenger RNA, 3258 nt
Organism: Durusdinium trenchii
Lineage: Eukaryota; Dinophyceae; Suessiales; Symbiodiniaceae
Source: the annotation of a GenBank genome assembly